UGGUUCAGGCUGGAAAUCAGUUGAUGAAAAGUUAAGUGGAUCCGGUCAGGUUUACAAGUAAAAGACUACAUGUGCAGACUUUGGAUCACAUUUUACUCUGAAACAUCAAUACAUCAUUACCUGAGGCUCCAGCAGCAAGCCACCAGAGGAUCUCACUUGAGCCUACAAGUAGACUACCAUCACGUGAUGACGCAAACCUUGUGUGAUCCGAGUCCACUGUACCAACACUCCCAGCGGAAUAGCAUGCCUGGCAGAAAGCAUGGUGCAACCGCACCACUUCAACAUUCAGUGGAACCCCGGGGUCAGGCAUCCUCCCAGAAGGAUUUGGGAUAUUUUAUCCUUGCCUUGAUGCUUUUAUUUGUCAUAAAAAGGCUUCUGUCUUGCAACCCUACUGCUUAGUCAAGAUAUAUGAAGAAUACAGGAGAUAGGUGUUACAUGCAGCACACUGCCAGCACUUGUUGGAAAUGCUUCAUUGUUGCUGUCAUCCUCUUGGCAGCUUCCUUAUGACUGUUUUGUUGUUGUUUUUUGUUAACUUAUCAUGACUGAUGCGUUUUUUAAUAGAGAUUCUUUUUAAUACUUUGGAUGUUCUCUUCAAAUCACUUUAGUUAAAUAAUGCAGAUUGUCAGGAAAAUCCUACUCGGUCAACUGAAUUUAAUUUCCGGUUUAGAUUCACUAGAAUUGACGUCAAGCAGGAUCUCAACGAGACAGAAAGCUGAAACUGAAUCAAACAAUAAUUUAACAAAAGCAUUAGUUUGAGGGUUUGUACACUUUUUAAUGUUUUUCCUGCAAAAAAAAUCUGUGUUACUCAGUUGAAAGGUACAUAACAUAUAGCGAGUUAAGAUUUUAUUUUUUUUGAUAAACUAAAACCUGAAAGCUGUUAGCACUUUUUUAGCUUUGAUGCAUGCAGUGGGGGUUCUUGUGUGAAUGGCGCUCUGGCUGAGCCUUUCCCUCAUUUAGGAAUUGUAUGAAGUGCACAAUAAAAGUUGUAAUGACAUGUUGACUUGUGUUUCCUUUCUAGGUGGAGCAAUAAGCUACCCAGACAUGCCAGUGAGCUUUCAGCCAUGGGCCUCAGGCCUUGAAUCUACGCACAGUUACUACAGCAAUGCUCCAGGACCCAGUUACGAUUCACCUUACCUCCCAGUGCAACAGGAAUACAGCACGCAGCAGCAGGUUUCAAUAUUUGAGAGCUCAAUAUCUCCAUCAUAUCAGGACUGCUCUGUGGCGGUUACAGAACAAAGUAUGGCGUCAAGCUGGCCCCACUUAGGUCCGAGUCAGAACACACAGCAUAUUUAUUGCUCUCCGAUGGAUUCCUUAAAGCUGGAUGAGGCAAGGAGUCUGCUUCGUAGGAUGGACUACAGCAGAGCCACUUGUCAAGAUGAAGACGGUGACACCAUCCUGCACAUCUACACAGCCAAAGGACUCAGGGAGUAUGCCAUUGCUGCUGCAGAGAGGCUCAGGGAAGUAGGGGGGCUUGAUGCCAAGGAACACAAAGGAAAGACUGCUCUACUGGUGGCGGUGACUGCCAACCAGCCAGAGAUUGUGCAGGAUCUUCUGUCAUUAGGGGCAGACAUAAACGCCUGUGACUUUAAAGGUCAAACUGCCCUUCACUUGGCUGCUCACUAUGGAUUCCCAGCCGUUCUGCAGGCGAUUCUGUCAGGCAGACCUAAUGUCAACCUGGAAGCCCGCAAUUUUGAAGGCAUGACUCCCCUACACUGUGCAGCCAUUUCUCACAGUGUCACCAUGAAAGCGUCUGCAGCCGCGCCGGCGGACGUCGGUCUUCAGGCCAAAGCUGAUGAGAAGCUCUCGUGUGUCCAGAUGCUGCUCAUUGCAGGGGCAUCCCUUCUCAGCCAGGAAAUCAAAAGUAACAAGACAGUGCUGCACUUGGCUGUGAAGGAGGGGAACAUUAAACUGGUGGACUACUUGCUGGGGAUUUGCCUGCAAAACAUGAAAGACUUUGUUAAUAUGAAAGCUCACGGUCACACGGCUUUACACAUGGCGGCGGGACUCCACGGCAACCCGAACCAGGAGAAGAUCCUGCAGCUGCUGCUGGACCGAGGGGCCGAUCCCAGCAUCCGCAACCUGGAGAACGACCAGCCAGCUCACCUGCUGCAGAGCGGCCCGCAAGGAGAACGGCUCAAGUUCAUGUUGAAGAGACGAAGCAGUUCCCGUUCUGGCAGGACCAGAAAUAAUUUAGACCACUUGUAAUCCCGAUUUGGUGGGAUGAAGAGUCUUUAAGGUGACUCCUCUGUUGAGAAGGAGAAAGACUUUUCUGUGUUUUUUGGGAGUCUGACCUACAAGUUAAUUGAAAAAAAAAAAGAUUUGACUACAUUAGAUAUUCUUGUUUGAUAAAUUAUGCUUACUAUUUAUUGCCCAUAAAGCAAUAUGGUAAAAUUGAUCUUUUAGGGCAAUGGAAUCAAUUAAACCGGUUCUUGGCAAAACAUUUUUACAAAAUCUACAAAAUGAAAAAGGCUUGUUUUUUUCAUUUUGUAAACAACAUUAUAUGGCAAAAAAGCAGAGAUGCCUCUCUGAAGCAUGGAGUGGUAAUGAUUUCCUUGAUAGGUUCGUCUCCCAAGUCAAAGUUGAUUUCUGUGAAAUCGUGAGUAAAAUCUCUGGGACCAUGUCCCUGAAACUCCUACUGACUCUUGUUAAAAAUCCCUCACUUAUAAAGGUAUCAUAAUGAUACUCUGAGCAGUGGUUUUGAGAUCGACAAGCACGUGUCUUCUUC
Fundulus heteroclitus (mummichog) is the source of this 2725-nucleotide messenger RNA. RefSeq names its product NF-kappa-B inhibitor delta (gene nfkbid). Gene Ontology annotation, molecular function: protein binding. Gene Ontology annotation, cellular component: nucleus. Lineage: Eukaryota; Metazoa; Chordata; Actinopteri; Cyprinodontiformes; Fundulidae. The record is from RefSeq and is a predicted model, not a curated record. The transcript has 9 exons. The coding region runs from base 994 to 2205 and encodes 403 amino acids. Gene Ontology annotation, biological process: regulation of gene expression.